Messenger RNA from Mugil cephalus (flathead mullet), 4894 nucleotides. RefSeq names its product carbohydrate sulfotransferase 8-like. Gene Ontology annotation, cellular component: membrane. The transcript is spliced from 5 exons. The record is from RefSeq and is a predicted model, not a curated record. NCBI's taxonomy places the organism in Eukaryota, Metazoa, Chordata, Actinopteri, Mugiliformes, Mugilidae. Bases 699 to 2111 code for a protein of 470 amino acids. Gene Ontology annotation, biological process: proteoglycan biosynthetic process; carbohydrate biosynthetic process. Gene Ontology annotation, molecular function: sulfotransferase activity.
GAAGAAAGGAAGAGUCAUAAUAACGGCGAGACAAGGAGCGCAUUCAUAUUAGCAGAGUCUUUAAUGAACUCAGAUCGUCAAAGACACUCCUCCUGCCCCCGGCUGACUCCGCUGCGCUCCCGUAACCAGUCGAUGCGCGGUGAAAAUAUUCGUAGCACCCCCCAUCUUUAUCAGUAUCAGCAUCGCCGCGGAGACAAAGGGAGCGCCGCAAAUGAAGAUGUGCUGCAACAGAGGGAGAAGCCCGUCUUAAAGUCACUAUUACCGCUUAUUGCUUUGCCCGCCCGGAGGCAGACAGGCAUCGGUCCUUGGAGACUCUUAGGGGGGGAUGAGCAAAGAUGUGAGAGUGCAGAGAGAGACACAUUUUGAUUGGCCAUACUUCUGCUGAAAGCAUCAGGCACGACGAGUCAUGUUUUCUCCGGCGAGAGAAUCAGCGAGGUGGCUUCAAACUUGAGGGAGACGUGCUCUCAACUCACAGCACAGUCGGUGCCUUCACGGCGUCUACCGUAAACCCGCACCGUUUCAACCCCCCAAAUAGAGGCGCUUUCCGCGGUGCUGAAACAGAACGACGCGUCUGAUCAACUAGUGAAGAGGAGGAGGAGGAGGACACUUUUGCUUCUUCGUCACCCGCUUCGGGGUUUUAUUCAAUUUUUGGGGCCUUGGUAAGAACGUAUUACAUUAGCGUCUGACUGUGCCACAUCAUGCUGUGGAUGAAGACCAAGGCCAUGGCUGACUCCCUGUGUGGACGGAGAAGGAGGGUGCCCUGUUUCAUCUGGUUCAUCCUGCUGUUCGUUGUCGGAGGUCUGGUUCUCUUUAUCCACCAGCAAUAUCUGCCAGACAUGGUCCAGCUACAUGGCCCAGAUGAAAGGCAGAUCCAGAGUAACAAUGGUGAAAAGUCAGACAUGAAGCUUGGAACCAGUCCACGGCAGUCCAGAGAGACUCUUUCUACUCAGGACCGUGAUAGAAGCAAAUCCGAGAAUUCUCAGCACCCACAUCAGACUGGAGCCAUCCUGACCAGCCCGAUCACUCCGAUGCAGUUCCCACACUUCGAGAACAGUGCUAAGGCAGCCACCCCCGUGUCUCCAGAGCAGGACAUGAGCUCCCUUCAUGUCUCCAAAAGGCAACGCAAACUGCUGAAAACAAGUCCCCCAGUCAACCACAACAAAAGUAACGUCACCUCUGCUUCGUCCUCGUCCUCUGCUUCCUCCACGUCCUUGGUGUCCUCCUCAACCUCCAUUUCCACCUCUACUACUUUAGGAUCUUCUAUGACUGAGAGCUGGAAAAAGAUCCCGGGUAUUAUACAAGCACGUCGGCAACUGAUGAAAGACAUCUGCGCUAAGUACAAGAGCAGCAUCUCCAAGGCUAUCACACGUAGGCAUGUCCAAUAUAUCUAUGUGGAGGACAAGCACAAGCUGUUGUACUGCCAAGUGCCCAAGGCAGGUUGCUCCAACUGGAAGAGGACCCUGAUGGUACUGGCGGGUCAGGCCUCCAACACUGACAACAUUAAGCACGACACAGUCCACUACAGCAACGGUCUCAGGUUGCUCAAAAGCUUUGACCCACAGGGAAUCAUGCACCGUCUGAAAACUUACACAAAAAUCAUGUUUGUGCGCGAGCCCUUGGCGAGAGUCGUGUCGGCUUACAGGGACAAACUUGAAAAUCCCAACCCCUACUACCACAACCUGUUUGGGAAACCCAUUAUCUCCAAGUACAGGGCUAAACCGUCACCUGAAGCCCUCAAGACGGGCGACGGGGUCACGUUUGAGGAAUUUGUCCGAUACUUGCUGGACGUCCACCGGCCAGUGGGGAUGGACAUCCACUGGGAGCAGGCAAACCAGCUCUGCCACCCUUGUCUCAUUGAUUACGACUUCAUCGGCAAAUUCGAGAGCAUGGAGGAGGAGUCCAACUUUCUGCUGCGUUUGACCGGGGCGCCGGCGAGCCUCAGACUUCCCACGUUCAAAGACAGGAACCCUAAAGACAAGAGGACCUCUCUGCAGAUCACAGAAAAUUACUUUUCACAGGUCAGCACGGUGCAGAAACAGCGAGUGUAUGACUUCUACUACAUGGACUAUUUGAUGUUUAACUACACCAAGCCUUUUAAAGAUUUAUAUUGACUGGUCCUUUCACGAUUCUUUAAUUACAAUCACAUUCCACUGGGGUCUACAUCCACUAUCCACUACAUGAUAGUAAUCUUCUUUACAUUAAGAUGCUCACUCACAUGCUCAUAUGGGUCUUUGAGAGAAUCAGAGUGACCGGACGUCUGCAGAUUUUCACAGAAUCAGCCUUUUGUUACAUUUUUAUCAAAUUUGACAAACAUGAGAUAAAUACAGCAUGUUAAUAUGCUGGUGUACUAAGCACUCUAAAUUGCCCUGACAUGCAAAGUGUUUAUUCUCUUUAAAUAUAAUAUAAAAGUUAUGCUUCUAAAAAAAAAAAAAAAAAAAAAAAAAAAAAAAAAAUGUAUCGUUGUUCAUCAGGCUUUAAAUGAUGCCUUACUGUGAGUCAAGUAGCAUUUGUAAAUGCAUUUUAUGGUCAACUUAGCCAGCCAAUUUUACACAGAUACCCUAUACAGUACAAUACAGCAUAUUAUCUGAGCAUCUCCUUAUACCACAAACAUUUUAAAAUAUAUCUAGUAGCUGUGGCCCUUGGUUGAGCUCAGCUGGCUCAAAUUAACAAAUAUAAUUUGAAUCAUUUGCCGCUAUUUGACUCACAGCUGAUUGGGAAUCACUAUACCUCUAUGUAUCAGUGCAUACUAAUACAGAUAUUUCAUGUGAAUGGCUUUACUAAAUGUAAACAACAACAAAAUGAAUCUCUAUAAAUACUAUAAAUCUUCUAAAUGUGUCAAGUGCUGCCCACCUAGAAGUAGUGUGCACUUACUGUAGCAUUUUUAUACUUCUAACGUCGUCGGUUCAGUUUGUGCUUUAGUCUAACACACACGGUACAUGUGAUGUAGGUCCCGUUACUAGAGGGAGGUGAUGCAGGAUGUCCAGGUACUCGCAGGGUACAAAGUGUGGCUGCCAAAUUCUCUUAAUGCCUGUGAGACCCGUUCAGUUUGUAGCGGUCGCAUUUGAAACCAAACAGGUAAAAUACAACAGAUUAAAAAGAAAAUAAUAAUAAAAAAACUAACCCAAAAACAGACACAUUUUCUCAAAACGCGUAACGAUCUGGAUUUUCCGGAGUGAGGCAAAAGAUACAAGUGUGCCCAAACUCCUCCAUCCACCUAAUUAAACACCCAGUGAACAGCCUUCACUUCCAGAUCUCACACUGUCUGUACGUAUCACGUCGACUCUUCACCACCAUAUAGGCUUUUUCUGACUCUACUGUGUAAAAUUGUAUAAUGGGCAUUCAGAUGACUAUAUAUUUUUCUAUGUAUUUCUAAUAUAUAUAUACAUAUAUAUAUAUAUUCAGUGUUUCUUGGUGAAGGUAUGUUCAUUUAAUUUUUGAUGUCAUUUCUUGUUCUGUAAUGCCAGUGAGAGUGUUGUGCAACCGAAGAGUUUUUUUCCAAAACGAAAUAUCCACCAGGUUAAAACGACGAGUCUGACUCUCAUAGAAUUGACGUAUAAUUUAAAUGCACAGCAACUAUAUUUGAAUCUUUACCACUUGGUGCUUUGGAGGUAGCAGAAGAUUUUAUCCAACGGAACUGGAUAUAAAGGAUUUUGGAAAAUGAGCUCUUUGAUUAUUUACUACCCAGAUUUGUUUGAACUCUCAGUAAGUUAAUAGACCCUGUACAGAUGAGCUGCAUUUCACCUACUUACCCAUCCUGGCUAACAACAUUUUUUAUUUAUUUAUUUUACCCAUGGUCACUCUGCUGCGUGUGUGUUACUGAAUAAGCCGUUUAGACAUUUAAAAAUCUAUUUCUCUGUAUCUUCCCAAAACGUACAUACACUCACCGCAACCACAGUAUCCCGGGUGACAUAAGUAGACUGUUUUAUGCCUAACACACCACCCUCCUGCCAUGUCUUCAUUUGUUUUGUUUGUUUUUUUUUAUUUGAUGAAGGUUACACCAAACAACAAGGUGCACUACCAGAAACUACGCAAACAUCGAUAGUGUUAGGGUCCAAGCAAACAAGGACUAAUACAAACCAUAAUAAAACACACAAAUAUGGAAGAUACAGUGAGUCAUAAAAUAUUGACUAAAUAAAAUGACGAUGAUAUCAAUAGAAACUCAACUUGAAAUGACAGAACACAAAAGUAAAUCUUCUUUUUAAUUUCUUAUUUUAUUAUAUAUAAAUAUAUUAUUUUAUUUUAUUUUUAAUUUUUUUGGUGAGCAAUGACCAUCCAUUGUGUUGCUGGGAACAACCUAUGGAUAGACUUCUAUAAAGUCACUGUUCAUCUAUUUGCUUUGCAGCUCACUGGAAAUGUGUUUUUGUCAAUAAAAUUAUUUUUAAAGAAAUGUGUUUGCUAAUGGAAACACGUUUCUAUGAUUUCAAUCUAUAGACUCUAUAAUCGAUUUUCAAAGACCUUUCAUAAUUUUGGUAGUAUUAUCCUUUCACUGUGCUGGUGAUUGUACGGACUUCUGUCAAUAUAGUGUUGGCUUUUGCAAUUCCAAAAUCGAACCUUUGUUUAGGUUGUGGUCAGAUAAGGCGUAGCUGAUCUCUGGCCAAAGUGCUAUUGCAUUAUGAUGAUUAUUACUCUUGCAAAUACCCCUGUCAGUCACUGAAUCCCAGUUAAUAAAGUUUUCUUGGUAUGUGGGUGUAUGGACAGAUUUGUCAAAAGCAUAAUUACAUUAACAAGUGAAUGUAUAACAGUUUAUUGGUGGUGCAAAUUGUAUAAAAGAUGAUUUUAAGCCCUUUGCCUUAUAUUACACUGCCAAUCAAAUGGUGUAUUUCAGGAAGACAUUUUCAGGUGGUUAUUUCUGGCUGAUGAGUGUCUACUAAUAAAUUGUCUUUUAGCAUUUUCA